Molecule: messenger RNA, 1971 nt
Organism: Salpingoeca rosetta
Lineage: Eukaryota; Choanoflagellata; Craspedida; Salpingoecidae
Product: nucleoside diphosphate kinase
Exons: 13
Coding region: 1-1971 (656 amino acids)
Biological process (GO): GTP biosynthetic process; CTP biosynthetic process; UTP biosynthetic process
Molecular function (GO): nucleoside diphosphate kinase activity
Source: RefSeq, a predicted model, not a curated record
AUGGCUGCCAAGAAGAAGCAGAUCCUGGAGAGCCUGCAUUCGCAGGCGGAGUUUGACGAGUUCCUGCAGCGUGAAGGGCUCAAAGUCAUCGAUGCCUACACUGCGUGGUGCGGACCAUGCAAGGCUGCAGAAUCCAUCUUCAAGCGACUGAAGAUUGAUCUUGCUGACGACCUCCUGCACUUUGCCUCUGCCGAGACUGACAAGAUUGAGAAGCUCUCCGAGUACCACGGUACAUCGCGGCCCACGUUCCUCAUCUACGGCGCGGACGUGCUUGUGAAUGCGCUGUUGGGCAUCAACGGACCGCACCUCAGCGACAUGGUCAAGGAGGAGCUGCAAAAAGAGCACGAGGCCCUCGAGUCGGGCGCCGAGCGGCAGGAGUUUGACACGGCGACGCUCGCUGCCUCCCGCCCAUCCUCGUCGCGCCCGCGCACAGCGAAGAGCGAAGAGGCGGCAGCCGCAUCGCACGCAUCCUCUCGCAGGGCAAGCAGCGCAAAGCCCAAGACGUACACGCUGGCCCUCAUCAAACCCACCGCGCUUGCAAACGGCCACGGCGACGCCAUCUUUGCAAAGAUUGCUGAGGCGAACAUCAAGGUUGUGCAGCAGGACGAGGUCACGCUCACGGAGGAGCAGGCAAAGGCAUUUUACGCCGAACACGAGGGCAAGGAGUUUUUCGACAACCUCGUGUCGUUCAUGACAAGCGGGCCCAUCAAGCCGCUGGUGCUCAUGUCGCACGGCGAUGCUGUUGCGGAGUGGCGGCAGCUGAUUGGGCCGACCAGCGUCGAGACGGCCAAGGAGGAGGCACCCGACUCCAUCCGCGCGCUGUACGGGACAGACAACACCGCCAACGCCGCGCACGGCUCAGACUCAAAGCUCUCCGCAUACAGGGAGAUUGAGUUCUUCUUCCCAGACUGGGCGAUGGAGAACCUUGUGCCUGAUCGCGUUGUGCUGCUUGUUGCGCCGGACGCCGUGGAGCGCAAGGACGACAUCAUCGCAGACAUCACUGGCGCAGGUUUUGCCGUUGCCGCCGAUAAGGAGCUGACGCUGACGGAGGAGCAGUGCGUCAACUGCUUUGAAGACUUGAGUGACGAGCUCAAAGAACACCUCACAGGCGCGGCGUCUGUUGUGCUGUCGCUGACACGGGUGCGUGGGUACGAUCUUUUCCCGGCCCUCGUCGGCGUUGGCGACCUCGACGCCCUCAAGCAGGACAACCCAGAAUGCCUGCGUGCCAAGUACGGCACAGACGCGGUGAAGUUUGGCGUGUGGCAUCCGUCUGGGGAGGAGGAGAACGACAAGGUGGCGGCGCUGCUGCUGGACGAACCAGACGAGCUGGAGGUGGUGGACCCGCACCUGCAGGGCGAGCACCCGGAGAAGGCAGAAGGUGGUGAGGAAGGCGGUGAGGAGGGUGGUGAAGAAGGUGGUGCGGAGGGUGAGAAGGGUGAGGAGGGUGAGGAGGGUGAGGAGGGUGAGAAGAAGGAAGGGGAAGGCGCUGAGGAAAAAGAGAAGAAGGAAGGCGAACAGCAGAAGGAAGGUGAACAGCAGAAGGAAGGUGAGGGUGAAGCGACAGAAGCACCAAAGGCUGACGGUGCCGAACAGACAUCUGAAGCCAGUGCUGGCGGAGGCGACGAUGACAAGAAGGCGGAAGGGGAGAGCGCAGAGGGUCAGGAUGCCGCUGCCGCUGAUGGCGAUGGUGGCGAUGGUGAGGCCACAACGACGGAGGAGGCGGAGAAGAAGGAAGGUGAAGAGGAGAGCGACAAGCCAGCAGAGGCUGAGGGCGAAAACAAGAAGGACAGCGAGGAGGAGAAGACAGAGGGCGAGGCAGCCAAGACGGCUGACGACGCCGAUGGCGCUGAUGCUGAUGCAACAGCGACAGCAGAAGCGUCAGAGGGCGCAGACGCAGACAAGCCCGCCGAGAAAGAGGCAAAGCAAGGAGUGGAAGGUGUCACAAACGACGACUCAACCACAGACAACUAA